Molecule: messenger RNA, 2026 nt
Organism: Spinacia oleracea (spinach)
Lineage: Eukaryota; Viridiplantae; Streptophyta; Magnoliopsida; Caryophyllales; Amaranthaceae
Product: protein NRT1/ PTR FAMILY 5.11
Exons: 4
Coding region: 98-1828 (576 amino acids)
Biological process (GO): transmembrane transport
Cellular component (GO): membrane
Molecular function (GO): transmembrane transporter activity
Source: RefSeq, a predicted model, not a curated record
AAAGAGGAAAAUUUGUGGCCAAAAAGAAAACUUGUAUUUAGAUGACAGAAAUACUCUCUACUCAUCUUUUAAAAAAAAACAUAGUGCAGCUCCAAUAAUGGUGCUGAGUAAAGUGCCACAAAAUGAGCUGUUAACAACGGAUACAAAGGAUGUUGAGGCUACGGAGCCAGAGGUGGAGCUGACUACUGAGAUGCCGAGAGAUAGACGUAGUAAAUUUGUUCGUCGACUGAGUAAAGGCUUCGCGUUUGGAGUGGACACAGUUAUACGUGUGGGCUUUUGUAUAGCAAGGUACCAAUUCCUGGCGUUUAUCACAAUUUUAACUGGUGAUUGGAAACUGAGUUUGUUUAAGGCGGUCAUACUAACAAAUAUCCAAGAGGGAGCAAAAAAACUGUUAGUGAUCCCCACAGCUUGGCUUGCAGAAACCUAUCUAGGCGUUUCCUUGACUCUCUUCAUCUCAGCUAUUUUAUACUCCAUUGGCCUCGCGAUGUGGUACUUGGCAUUGUCACACUUCAAAAUGCCAUUAUAUAAAUGGGGAUUCUUUAUCAUGGGACUAUUGUUGAUAACAAUAGGGCAGUCUGGUUACGAGUCUUGUGAGUACAGUACUGAACCGGAGGAUUUAGAGAAAGGUGGAUCCAACCACCAAGAGCAAGAGAGCAAAAGACAACAUGGAAAGGGUGCGUGUGUUUCAUUCUCCAAAAGAGCAUUAAAGUCACUAUUACGUUUACUCAUAAGACACCGGUCCGGUAUUAUGGCGUUCGUUUUUGUAAAUGCAGCUUUGAAUGUACUCAGUUUUUCCUGUAUCACCUUAUCUUUUAUGAUGUUUGGAGUGUCUGUUAUAGUACUCACCAUAAUGACACGGCCUAAGAAACAUGUUCUUGCAGAAGAAUUUGGGUGGCUCGACAAAGCAGCAGCAUUAACAUCGUAUAAUGUUACAGUAGAACAAGUGGAGGACACAAAAUGUUUCAUAAGAAGUAGUUGUUUGUCAUUGGUGUUUUUGACGUAUGGUGUUAUGACAGCUGUAGGGGAUACCUUCUUUAUCGACCAAGCAGAUGAGAUGAAAAAACAAAUUGGUUCCUUUGAAGUGCCUAUUCAGCUAUUCGUAUUGAUUUUAGAGGCUAUAAAACAGGUGGUGAGUUGGAUAACUGAAAAAGUGAACGCACCACAUAAUAAUAAGAGAUUUUACGGCGCAUUACGACUAGGGUUGGGAAUGCUUCUUUCUGUUCCAUGUUUUCUGAUAGCAUCUGUAAUUGAGACUAAAAUACUCGAGGCUAAAAGACUACAUCAUCGGCAAAUGUCUGUAUUGUGGCUGACUCCCCAGCUUUUAUUAUGGGGAAUCAUGGAUGGGUUAGCUGUUGACGGAAUUGAGGACUUUUUUAAGCAUGAAAUGCCUGAAUCAGUUGCAAAAUCGUAUGGUAAUAUACUUGCUGAAGCUGUUGUUGGCGCGGGGAAGAUACUCAGUGUUGGAUGGUUUUGUUUGUGCUACUACGCUGGAAUUAUGAUAGAGGGUAAGCCAGGUUGGAUUGGGAAAGAUAUGCAAGGAAGUCAUCUUGAAUAUUAUUAUGCUGUUACUGCUUUAUUUGGGCUCGUCAGUUUCUUCUUAUAUGUCUGGGUUGCAUUUAAGCAAGAUUCACAAGUGCUCCCUCCACCUCCACCACCACCACCACCACCACCAUCGUCACCGCACCAACAUUAUUCUCUUUCACCACUAGUCACGAGUGUUUUGCAUGUUAGAAAAACUUUGAGUCGUCGCCAUCUUUCACAACAAAUUAAUCCGACGAACACAAGUCCCUCAGUUUUACAGCGAACACUGACAUCGUGCUCCGUCUAACCCUUCCGAGGGGUUAUUCUCACUCGCCCCGGCCACGCCCGUUUGCCAUAAUUGUUUUCUACCAACCUAGUAUGUAUAGAGAAUAGAUACAAGGUUGUGUUUCUCAUUGAAUAGACUGCAAGUAUUUAUACUUUCUUUUUUUUUUUGAGGGAAAGAUAUUGCUCAUAUAUUAAGGUAAAUCCAUUAAGGUAAAUCCAG